Naegleria fowleri is the source of this 1080-nucleotide messenger RNA. RefSeq lists its product as uncharacterized. Gene Ontology annotation, cellular component: cytoplasm. The coding region runs from base 1 to 1080 and encodes 359 amino acids. Gene Ontology annotation, molecular function: choline kinase activity; ethanolamine kinase activity. The transcript is spliced from 2 exons. Gene Ontology annotation, biological process: phosphatidylethanolamine biosynthetic process; phosphatidylcholine biosynthetic process. Lineage: Eukaryota; Heterolobosea; Eutetramitea; Acrasida; Naegleriidae. The record is from RefSeq and is a predicted model, not a curated record.
AUGGCAGCAAAACAUUUUCCAGAAAUUUUCUUUGAUCUUCAUAUGAGCGAAGAUGAAUUGGUUUCAAUGAUUGAAGAACGAUUCAAAACAGUCUUCUUUGAAAACGUUUCCGAACCACUCAAACUUAAAAGGCUUACUGGAGGCAUCACCAAUCGAAUUUAUAAAGUUGAUUUCAAUGGAAAACAAGUAUUGUGCAGAAUUAAUGGACUCUCUACAGAAAAGAUUAUCGAUCGAGAUGUUGAACUAUUUCAUAUGCAAGAAAUGUACAAACAUGGACAGGGACCUCAAGUACAUUGUGUUUUCAAGAAUGGUUAUAUCUAUGAUUUCAUUGUUGGAGAAUGUACGUCCACAGCUGAGUUAAUGGCAGACAAGUGUGAAAAAAUUGCUGAAAAAUUAGCCAUGUGGCACAAGAUGAAUAUUGAAAAGGAGAGUCGAGAGCCUGUGCUUUGGAAGCUCAUUAAUAAGUGGGUCGAAAAUGCGAAAGGAUUUGAAUGGAGUGAUAAGGACAAGAGGGAAAAGUUUUCUCAAUUGAAUUUUGAAAAAAUUGUGGAACAAUGUGAAUUUCUCCAAAACAAGAUUUUUAAUGUGAAAGAAAAACAGCUCGUGGAUCCAAAAGAUUUGAACUCUGUUCUUGAUUUAUUUUCUGUUGGCUUUUGCCACAAUGAUUUAUUGGCAUUGAAUGUUCUCUAUAAUGACCAAGACGACUCUGUUCACUUCAUUGAUUAUGAAUAUUGUGGUUAUAGUUAUAGAGCUUUUGAUAUUGGAAACCACUUUGACGAAUAUGCUGGAUUUGAUUUAAAAAAGAAUGACUACCCAAACCAUGAAAUUCAAACCAAGUUUGUUCGAAAGUAUCUCCAAACGGUGUAUGAAGGACCAAGUUCCAAUAUUUCUAAUGAGAUGGUUGAAAAGUAUAGAAAGGGAAUUCAUCUCUUUGCAUGCAUUAGUCAUAUUUAUUGGGGUGUUUGGGCUAUUAAUCAAGCUAAAUUUUCUGAUAUUGAUUUCGAUUACCUGAGUUAUGCUAAGGGUAGAUUUGAAUGGUAUUUUGAGGAGAUUGGAAAUGUAGAUUUUGACAAUUUGUAA